This is a messenger RNA of Cornus florida, 1758 nucleotides long. RefSeq lists its product as uncharacterized. Lineage: Eukaryota; Viridiplantae; Streptophyta; Magnoliopsida; Cornales; Cornaceae. The coding region runs from base 397 to 1452 and encodes 351 amino acids. The record is from RefSeq and is a predicted model, not a curated record. The transcript has 4 exons.
GGUGGAUCUCGUAUUCACAAGUUACGACUUGUCUAAAAACACUGGAAACCGGUCUCAGAUAAGCAACCUACAUAUUCUUCUUUCUAUUCAACUACAACUCGAUUUCAUCUUAUUGUUUGUCUCUCGUAAUCCUUUAUUCGUUUAUUUUUCUGUCUGUGGUUUCCUUUCACUGCCUUAAUCUUUGAGCCCUUUGGAAGCUAUAUAUAUAUAUAUAUAUAUAUAUAAUUAUUUGAAUUUGGAGUUGAAAUGAUGAAGGGCGUCUGAUUUUGCUGAAAAAAAUGAGGUAUUUGGACCAAUUGUUGGGAUUGGAAGUUCAAUUUCGAUAUGGGGUUUUGAUAUCCACAGGCUAAGCCAUUUAGGGCUUCUUUGUAUCCAAAGUUUGUUUGGAUCGGUGGAAUGGGUAGAAAUAAAUUUCUCACGGCAAUCUUUUUUUUGUUCCUGAUUUUUUCGGAUUGUUCUGAUGCCUCCUUAGCCUGGAAUUUCCGAAAAUUAGUUGGUCUGGCCCCAAAGGAUAAUAACUCCACUACAACACCGGGUUCGCCGUUGCCUAGUCCUGAUUCUGGUAGUAAGGAAUUGAAUUCUAGUGCAGUUGAUGCUGACAUGUCUGGACAGUCGCCAAACAGUUCACCAAAAAUAAACCCAAAGGGAUCAAACAAUGGUAAUAAUAGUAGUAACGAUGAUAACAAUAGUACGUCUUCUGCAAAUCCACCAACUAAGAAGAAGAUAGAUGAGGGGCAGAUUGAUAAAGGGAAAGAGAAAAUUGAUGAAAAAACCAACUCACAGUUGGAUACCGAUGGAGGAUGUGAGAGUUCACCUAAGAAGUGCAGGAUCGAGAAGACAAUAGUUGCUUGCAUUCAAGGUUUUGAGGGUGGGUCCAAAGAUAUUGUGCUUGUAGUCCACAAUGAAGGAGAAAGCACUUUGGAAGUGAAUAUUACUAUUCCAACGCCUAUGGAAAAUUCUUUAGGCAAACAUAUAAUACUCAAAAGCCAUACUGAAAGGAUCAAUAUCUCACUGGCUAUUGGCCAAAGCACCAACAUAGUACUACAUGCUGGUAAUGCAGAGUGUGUGAUUGACAUGGGCCCUUCUGUAGCUGAAGGGAACUUUUUUCAGCGACUCCCUUCUUAUUAUAAGCAAGUUACCCCCAUCUACGGUGCCUACUUCUUGUUUCUAAUAGCACUUAUUGUUGGGGGGACGUGGGCUUGUUGCAAGUUCGGGAAGAGGAGACGGCAAGCUGGAGUUCCAUAUCAGGAACUUGAAAUGGGGUUGCCAGAAUCCGCUUCAGCUGUACAUGUUGACUCUGUGGAGGGUUGGGAUCAGGGCUGGGAUGAUGAUUGGGAUGAGGAAAGGGCAGUGAAGUCACCAGGGGGACGUCAUGUAGGGAACAUAUCGGCAAAUGGCCUUACUUCUAGGUCUUCUAACAGAGAUGGAUGGGAAAAUGACUGGGAUGAUUAGAAUUGUAAAAUCAAAGAAAGGGUGAAGAGAAUUUUCAGGAUAUACACCACGGACGGGAAAUUUUUUAUGUAAACCCUUCUAUAUUGGUAAGUUUAUUACCUUUCUUUUUGGUAGGUAAUGUAAACAUUUCAUACACUUGCUUUGUUGACAGGAAUCGUUGUGUUAUAACAGUGAGCAAUUUAGAUGAUAUCCAAAGUAGUACCCAAAAAGAGGGUUGUUUUUAUCUAAUUACAGAUAUUGUAAUUAUCAAUCAUCAUUGUAGAUGACAAUGAAGAUUUUUUUUUUAAAAUUUGAUUUUUCCAUGAA